Molecule: messenger RNA, 459 nt
Organism: Ostertagia ostertagi
Lineage: Eukaryota; Metazoa; Nematoda; Chromadorea; Rhabditida; Trichostrongylidae
Source: the annotation of a GenBank genome assembly
AUCAUAAAAUCUGUAAUCGCUGAUGUUGCAGAAAUAUGUGCGGUGUGCCACCUCGCCAUACUCGAGCGGUACUUCCUCGUACUUGAGCAUCGCUCCUACCAUCCUCAAUGCUUGCGUUGUGCUCUUUGUCAUUGUGGACUAUCCUAUGAGCCUACUUGCUACGUAAAAGAUGGACUUGUACUAUGCCGUCGAGAUUACACCGCAAAGUUUCGAAAAACGUGCGCCAAGUGUCGAUUACGACUGGAAAAUGAUGAUGUAGUGAUGAGAGCACGUGACGCCGUCUUCCAUGUGCACUGCUUUUCAUGUGUUGUAUGCGACACUCCCCUGAAUGCCGGUGACAUCUUUACGAUGACUGAGCGUGGCGAAAUCUUCUGUCAAAAUCAUCAUGAUUUGCCUCAACUUGAAGAGCAAAGGCUUGCUAUUGAUCGUAAGGAGGAUUCUGACGAGCAGGAAGGUUAG